Molecule: messenger RNA, 603 nt
Organism: Cetraspora pellucida
Lineage: Eukaryota; Fungi; Glomeromycota; Glomeromycetes; Diversisporales; Gigasporaceae
Source: the annotation of a GenBank genome assembly
AUGAUUCAAAUUCUACAAAAAUUAAAUAUAACUUUUAAUGAUAUCUAUAUUCUAUCUUUACUUUCGUUCGCCAGUUAUAUUAUCUAUCUUGUAAUAAGUUAUCCAGAUCGUGCGAUGGGAACAGGUCCUAGGAAAGAUCUCGUUGGGCCUAAGGGUGUUCCAAUAUUUGGAAACUUUUUCUCAUUCAUAAAAAGAGACACUUAUAUUCACCUCUUACAAGAGUUGGCAGAUAAAUAUGGAUCACUUUUUACAAUUACAAUCCUGGGAAUUGGCCGAAUCAUUAUAUCAAAUGAUCCACAAACAGUAGAAUAUAUACUCAAGACCAAUUUUGAGGAUUAUAAAAAAAGUGAUGUCAUUUACGAAGUAGGUUAUGAUAUAUUCGGAGAUGGAAUCUUAUCGGUUGAUGGUUAUAAAUGGAAAUUUCAAAGAAGAAUAAUAAGCCAAUUGUUCAUGGGGAAAAACUUUAGAAAUCUGAUUUAUACAUCAAUAACGGAAAAAUCUAAAGCCGUAUUAAAUAUUUUAAAAAAGCACGCAGACAGUGGAAAGCCCAUUGAUUUACAAGACUUAUUCUACAGAUUUACUAUAGAUACUUUCGGAGAGUAA